UCGAGAGCGCAUCCUUCCUCCUAUUUUCAUUUUUUUUCUUUCCAUCUCUUUUCCCACGCGUGAUCGGGUCGCGCGUUUCAGGGUCCUGCGUCCUUCCACUUCAACCUUCACCUUCUCGCGGCGAGGAACAGAAUCGAGUGUCCGUCGCGCAUUACGCGUUGUGACGAUGCCACAAGGUUGAAAGCUAACGAGAAGUCGAUUUGUUAUAAAAAAAUUUUCGAACGAAGAGUGUGAUUUUGGUUUUACGUGCAAACUGUGACAUGUUCUGGACAAGAAGGCCCUGACUGUGGGAGAAAUGGAUGCUCGAAGAGCCUUGCCAUUCUUCCUGCUAGUGAUCUGCGCGAUCAGCGCGGCCUCUAUCAUCAGGAAUGGCCGGGGUGACUCUAACAACAUUCGACGCAUUCGCAGAAUCAAUUUGAGCGAAUACCUUGUUCCACCACCACCGCCGAGGUUUCAUUCACCGAAUAGAAUCCCAAGAUUGGUUAACCUUCAUUCGGUUGAGGCGCCAGGAUACUUUGCGCAGCUGAUGAAUUGGUUGAAUCCCUUUGCUUCCGGUUCUCCGUCCGACUCAUCAAAAGUGCCACCUUUGUCACCACCGCCACCACAAACACCCUUGCAUGCCGAAACUGCGUAUCCUCCACCGAAUUUUAUUCCACCUCCACCUCCAGCUUCAGGGAUCUAUGGGGAUCCAUCUCCUGCGACUUAUGAUAAACCACCUCCUCCUUUACCCUCCCUCAACAAUCACCAGGGAUAUCCCCCUUCGGAUAAAGUCAAGAGCUGCAAUCCUUGCAACAAAGUUCCCUGGAUACCGAUGCAGCAUGGUGAAUUUUCUCAUUCGGGAGAUGCUUCCUACGCACAGCCGCCACAACCGCUGCCUCAAUUACCAUCAUCAAAUGGCGAAUAUCUGCCACCCAGAAAUCGUGAAAUACCUUACGACGCUCAUCAUGCCGCGUCGCAGGAAGUUAGAGCUCCAGAUUAUUCUUUCGCGUCACCCAUCGGUGGACAAGACGGGUCUUUCAUCAACCCGCUGCCAAAUCCACAACUGUAUCCUGGAGCAAUGCCGCCGCUCUUCAAGGCGGAAAUAUUCAAUAAUCCUGCUGUACAAACCGUUACGGAUAAUAAUUCGGAGUUAUCGCCAUAUCUCAACGCGCCGCCACCACCAUCAUCUAUUUCCGGAGAUGUUGCAUCCACAAACGACUCUUUUCCGGAUACAGCGCAGCUCAGUUUUAACAAUGGAGCAUCCGUUCAUCCAGAUCUUUCGAGUUUCCCCGAUCGAGAAGUUUAUCACGAAUUAAGAUAUACCAAUCCUGACGCGAGCAACAGAGAGUUCGAACACUUUAAUGCUCAGAAUUAUAAUGUUGACUUAUCUCCUAGCGGCACUCAGGUGUCUCAAGGUCAUUCAAAUCUUGUAGCAGAUAAGGAGAGAUUUGAUAAUACCGCGACACAAAGUUCCAUAAGUCAUCAAACGUUUGGCAAUUCUGGCGAUGUGCUGAUUGAUCCAAAUCCUCCUAGUAGUUACGGAAUUUCCGGUCGCGAUCAAAUACCGGGCAAUCUCGAGCAUGGAUACAACGAUUUGUCCUCCAGCGCCAACGUUGCUGAAGACUCUCACGCACCUUUGCGCGCUACAGGAUCUUCCGUGAAGAUUGAAGAUUCAAUACAUUUUGAGGAGUCACUGUUGCUAGAUUUCACGCACAAGGGUGAAAGUCGGACGGACUCGUCCUCGUUACCGCCGACCUCUAACGCGUUCACGGAUUAUACAAACACCGAGACUACCGGGACGACUUUGGCACCUGACGAUGAGAUUUUUGGAACACGUCACGCAGCUACGACAACAGAAUCUUACUUUUCCACGGAUCGCUUCCGGCAGACAGUCCAUUUUGUGACACCUUCGGAGGAGUCGAAGAUCAACGAUAGCGUUGCACAAGGCUCGAAUGGAAAUAUUUAUGAUCAUAAGGCUCUUCGGGGACAAGACGUUUCCUAUAUUCCGCCAUCCGAUCAGGUUGGAUAUUUAUGGUCGAGUGUCGCAUCGACGACUUCAAGGAGUACAGAGGACGGAGGACUUUGGGACACUCUGAACUCUGCAUUGAGUCCUUACGACGACGUAGAGGAGGAAACAUUGAACGAAAGUGUUAGUAUUAGAUCGAAAGAGGAGAAUACAUCUACAAAACAGCAAGGCGCAAAGAGGAAUAAAAAGGUACAGCUCAUUAUUCCCUACACGUCACAGUACACACCACUUCCGUUCCAUUCAUCACACGAACGAGAGCACGAGCGAAAGACUUUGCAUGUCGCGACUGAAUCCAAUCACGACAAAUAUUUGGCCGAAGAAUCAAGGAACAGAAUUAAAGUCACCAGUCCUCCGAAUUCUUCGUAUAUUUGGCCGACUACUUCGGUAUUAUCGGAAGAUAUUACUAGGAAAGUCGGUACUAAAGUCAACAACUCUAUAGACGUACAUAAAUUGCAAAAGAAUAUUGAUAAUUGGACGAUACAGGAAUAUUCAAGGGGUACAACUGUUAGUACAAUAUCGCCCAGUUCGGCAAAUCCGUAUCUUUUCCCUUCAAAGCAGAUUCCUAGUGAGUACUUGACGACCACCGAACCUGUUAAUCAUGGAAUCGGUCCUUACGAUGAUAACGUUAAAACCUUUACUCUGGCCGGAUUCACUUUCAAUGAUCUAGACUACAAAGGUUCGGCUAGCAACCGUGUAGAAGGACCGCGAGUACAAGUGAUGCAGGUCGGAAAUGCAAAGUCGACCGAGAGUCCUACUGACUCUUCCACCGCAUCCACAAAAGACGACGUUACAUGGCAGGGCUUCUCCGUGGAUGUUUCUUCGGCGAACAAGGAACGCGUCUACGUGGUGACGCCUCAGCCUAUUACAACCACUACUAAGUCGAAUUCUGCCGACAGGAAGAAAGAAAAAGCAGCGAAAGAAGCGGACAGAAACUCUAAAGCCUUGGCGACAGACACGAAGAAAACCAAGAAGAAAUCCAAUUCGUUCGAAUCGAUCGAGAAAGCCUAUCAAGUGUUACCUCAGGCUGUGAACAAUUUGGCUGUGGCUUCUACAGGUCCAGAUAGCGUUCCCUUGUGGGGUAUCAUGGAGCACGAGGAGUUCGCGUCGCUUGACGAGAGUGAACACGAGAGUGAAGAAGACAGUGAGUCCCUUGAAGUUCCUGUGCUGUAUACUGGACAUUCAAAGGUAUCACGUGCCAGGCGAUGACGCAUUAAUCGUGAAAAAUGCUCAAAAGGAUUAUUUGUGCAUGUGCAGACAAUAUUGAUGAUAUGUUUCAGUGAGCGAUGAGUGAGUGUGAACAGUUAUGUUCAAACGGAGUUCUUUCACUAUAUUUCGACGAACAUUUUAACUUAAUAAUAUUUAAUGCAAACCGGUGAAUCCUCUCUCUAUUUCUAUUUUGAUUCUACGUAUGUGCGUAAGUGAUUAUUGUGGCCAGUGUACUAGAUAAAUGUAUUUUGUAAUCCGAGCAUGUGUAUCUUUAUGAGUUUUGCUAUAUGAUUGUAAUUCAAUAAGUCUAAAAACACAAGCAGAGAGACUAGGAGAAACUAUGACAGCGCGGCAUAUAUUUGCAUUAAGUCGUCAUCACGAUUGUUGUCCGCUAUUAAAGUGGUUGGAAACCAAAUAUUUUAAAUACAGAGAGAAUGCCAAUUUU
Nylanderia fulva is the source of this 3656-nucleotide messenger RNA. RefSeq lists its product as uncharacterized. NCBI's taxonomy places the organism in Eukaryota, Metazoa, Arthropoda, Insecta, Hymenoptera, Formicidae. The record is from RefSeq and is a predicted model, not a curated record.